Messenger RNA from Musa acuminata AAA Group (dessert banana), 1047 nucleotides. RefSeq lists its product as uncharacterized. The record is from RefSeq and is a predicted model, not a curated record. Lineage: Eukaryota; Viridiplantae; Streptophyta; Magnoliopsida; Zingiberales; Musaceae. The coding region runs from base 1 to 1047 and encodes 348 amino acids. The transcript has a single exon.
AUGGCGCUAUACGGGACUUUCGACGCCUUGAUGUGCAGGGCAUUCCCAACAACCCUGCGGGGGCCAGCCCGCGCGUGGUAUAGCAGUUUGAAGGCCGGAACCGUCGCUUCCUUCGACCAACUCGCCAAAGAUUUCGAGCUUAACUUCCUGGCUUACGCUCGACCAAAACCGUCUGUGGCAUUACUCCUCGGACUCAACCAAAGGGAGGACGAGCCCCUCUCCCAUUUUGUGAACUGCUUUACGAUGCAAAUUCGCGGGCUGUCGAAUGCUCACCCCUCUCUAUUGAUGCAGGCAUCCAUGACAGGCCUGCGGCCUUCUAGGUUCUUCUGGUCUCUCAUGGAACGACCCCCCGCCGCGGUCCCCGAAAUGCUUCAGCGUGCUGGCCAGUUCAUCGACGCGGAGACAUGGAUGGCUGGGAAGUGGGAGGAGCACAAAAAAGUCAAGUCGGAGCCCCCCCGACAGCAACAACCCACCGCAUCCCGUCGUAAGUUGGACAGAUCCGACCCAAGGCCUCCUCUCCCCGCCUUGAAUUCGUCACGAACGGAAAUAUUUCUCCAUGAGAAGGGGAAGGGACUACUCAAGGAGCCCCACCCAAUGAGGAACCCGCGAGAGCUCGCGGACCAUUCAAAAUACUGCCGCUUCCAUCGGCAACAUGGGCACGACACUGAACAGUGCCGUGAGCUAAAAAGGCAAAUUGAGGAGCUCAUCCACCGAGGGCAUCUCGGCCACUACCUUCUGCCGGAUAAAGAGCUAUCAUCUCGCCCGGAGGGCCCCGUCGAGAGACACAUCGACGUAAUCACUGGCGGCCCCGCAUCGGGGGGGGGGGGGGGCUCCAUGUCGGGAAGAAAGGUGUACGCCCGAGCCGCUCCAGACGUAACCUUUGGACACGGGCCCGAGCCCGAAAUCACCUUCCCGACCGGGGUAUCCGAGCAACCCGAACACGACGACGCCCUUGUGAUAUCGGCUAGGGUGGCCAAUGCACAGGUAAGAAGGAUCAUGGUCGACACUGGGAGCUCGGCCGAUAUACUCUACUUCGACGCCUUCUAG